AUGUAUUCUAAAUGCUACCUAUGUGAAAAUAGAUCGCAACUGAGAGAUGAUAAUUGUUCUUAAUUAGCUGAAGAUGAAUAAGUUCUAUAGAAUAAUGUGAUGAUAUAAAUUAUGAAUCAAAUGAUGUGUGCUUUUUCAAUAUCGACCUAAACUCCCUCUUUCUUGUUUGAUUUAUGUAGAUAUAUCUACUUGAAUGAUUUAUGA
Molecule: messenger RNA, 204 nt
Organism: Paramecium octaurelia
Lineage: Eukaryota; Ciliophora; Oligohymenophorea; Peniculida; Parameciidae
Source: the annotation of a GenBank genome assembly